AUUCAUCAGUUACCGAACAAGUCGGGUCUGACAGAGAAUGUCUUUAUUUAAAGCCCGGGAAUGGUGGUCUACAAUAGUGGGCAAUAAAGAAGAAUUUGAUCAAGGAUGUUUAUGUGUUGCAAAUGUUGACAAUAGCAAUAGUGCACAAGAUAAAAUUAUUGUAGGCAGUUAUAUGGGAUUUCUUAGAAUCUAUAAUCCCCACCCUAUAAAACCUGGAGAUGCUGUGCAAGCUGAAGAUAUGCUCUUGGAAGUGCAAUUAUGUGAACCAAUAUUACAAGUGGAAGUAGGAAAAUUUGUUUCUGGCACAGAAUUGCUUCAUCUGGCUGUAUUGCAUUACAAAAAAUUAUGCAUCUAUGCUGUCUCAGGAAGUUUAGGAAAUAUAGAACAUGGCAACCAAUACCAGCUAAAACGUAUGUAUGAACACAAUCUUUAUCGAACAGCAUAUAACAUGACACACGGACCAUUUGGAGGUAUAAAAGGUCAAGAUUUGAUCUGUGUACAGUCUGUGGAUGGAAUGCUGAUGUUGUUUGAACAAGAAAGCUACUCGUUUGGCCGUUUUCUUCCUGGCUUUCUUCUUCCUGGUCCACUGACAUAUAGUUCUAGAACAGAUUCAUUCAUUACUAUCUCUUCCUGUCGACAAGUUGAGAGCUACAGGUAUCAAGUACUUGCAUUAGCAAAAGAUGCUGAAACACAAGAAACUGAGCAACAAAAAAUUGGAUCUGGAAAAAGACUUGUGGUGGACUGGAUUUCAAACAUUGGGGAACAAGCCUUGGACAUAUGUGUUGUUUCAUUUAAUCAGCUUAUUUCCUGUAUAUUUGUUCUUGGGGAGAGAAAUUUUUUUUGCCUUAAGGAUAAUGGACAAAUUCGGUUCAUUAAAAAGCUUGACCACAGCCCAAGUUGCUUUCUUCCAUACUCAGUGUCUGGGACUGCCAUAAACACACUGAUUGGAAAUCACAACAGCAUCUUACAUAUUUAUCAAGACAUGACUCUAAAAUGGGCAACUCAGCUUCCUCAUAUUCCUGUGGCAGUACGACUGGGGAAAUUACUAAAUUUGAAAGGUGUGAUUGUUACACUGAGUGAUAGUGGCUAUCUACAAUGUUCUUACCUUGGUACUGAUCCUUCUUUAUUUCAAGCUCCUAAAGUUGAAGCUAGGAAUAUUAAUUAUGCAGAAUAUGAUGCAGAAAUGAAUAAACUCCAGAAAAUUAUUAAAGAAGCCAGGAAAAUUAAAGAUAUCUUGCCUAAGUCUGAAAAAAGUGAAGAUUUUGCACUUGGUGUGACAGUCUUGCCUGAUCUGGAUUCAGUUUCUCAAGCUAUUGACAGUGAAAUUAAAGCAGAGGUGAUUCCUUCUGUGAUGAUAAAGAUUGAAGUUGAAAGCAGACUACCAACACUUACAAAAUUAACAGUAUGUGUCCCAUGUCCUUUAGCAUUGACCCAAAACUCCUUCAUUUUAGAAUUAGAAUCUUCUGUAUCUAAAAGAGUUGUACUUUCUGCUUUUCUAAAAGGGAACUAUCUACCAGCAGAUUUGGAAGGUAGUGUUAUAGCAUCAUACAAUACUGCAACAGGUGCACCAAGGGUUGUCGAAUGCAAAUUCCGAUUACCUUUGCGGCUCGUUUGUUUUCCUGCUCAGCCUUCAAAAACAGCAAACCAGAAGUUAACUAUUGAUACCAACAAACCUACAGUCAGCCUUAUUACUCUUUUUUCAGACUUUGCUGAUCAAAUUGAUGAAGAUCAACUUAAUGUGUUAGGAUUUCAAUUAUUAGCUGGCUCCAGAGUCACUUUACUUGCUUCGAAAACAUCUCAGCGUUACAGAAUCCAAAGUGAACAAUUAGAAGAUAUUUGGCUAAUUACAAAAGAACUCACUCUUCGUCUUGAACAACAUUUCAGGAGGCAAAAUUACAAAGAUUUUGUCUGUACUUUUUCUGGUCCAAUCCCUUUACAAGACUAUUUUGACAUAAUUGAUCACCAUUUUGAGCUUCGUUUGAAUGCUGUGAAGUAUGAGCAACUAUUAGCUGAAAGAGCCAUACAGUUUAGAGCUAUUGAACGGCGUUUACUGACAAGGUUUAAAGAUAAAACUCCAGCUCCACUUCAACAUCUGGACACCUUGUUAGAAGGAACAUACAGACAGGUCAGUAUCAUUGGCUUAUAA
Protobothrops mucrosquamatus (brown spotted pit viper) is the source of this 2146-nucleotide messenger RNA. It is a transcript of the gene BBS9, whose product is annotated as Bardet-Biedl syndrome 9. The transcript is spliced from 18 exons. The coding region runs from base 38 to 2146 and encodes 702 amino acids. Gene Ontology annotation, biological process: cilium assembly. Gene Ontology annotation, cellular component: membrane; BBSome. NCBI's taxonomy places the organism in Eukaryota, Metazoa, Chordata, Lepidosauria, Squamata, Viperidae. The record is from RefSeq and is a predicted model, not a curated record.